Molecule: messenger RNA, 1371 nt
Organism: Cladocopium goreaui
Lineage: Eukaryota; Dinophyceae; Suessiales; Symbiodiniaceae
Source: the annotation of a GenBank genome assembly
AUGAUUAAGGAUUCCAUGGAACAGGAUCAGAUCAAUGCGAAGAGCCUCAACAAUAUGGAAGAGCACCUGAGAUCGCUGGGCGAUCAUCGGGCUGCAAACUGUCUGGUCCAACGCUCCAAGGAUGCCUUGGACCAUUCCCUCAAGCAGGUGGUGCCCAUGCGGCAGCACAUUGAAGAGAUCGCCCAGCUUCUCAACGAGGUGGUGGAUCCUGAAAUUCAGGCAGAUGCUUCAAGCCUCACUUCCAUCAUGCUUUCUGUGCAAGACGAGUCAAAAGCUGCAUGUGCUAUUGCUGCAACCGGCACUGAGAAGUUUCAAGCAAUCACAAAGGAACUCCAAGAUAUCCAGGCUGAGUACCAGGCUACUGCAGCCGAAGCCAGGAAGCAAGUUGAGGAAGCUCAGGCGAACGUUGAGAAGUACAAGGAGAUGGCUGAGAUGAAACGAACUCGCCGCAAUGCCAGUGCGGCUAUUUUAGCCGUCAGCAGCACAGUUCCAGUUGCAAAGACAGGGGUUGCGGGUGCCUGUCUUGCUGUUGGUGCCGAGGCCACUGCUAGCAUCCCGCUGAUCGGCCCAGUCUUAACCACCACAACAGCAGGAGUUGCAGCUUUCAACCCUGUCGGAGUUGCGGUUGGGGUCGGCUUUGGUGCAGUUUUUGGGCUGAUUGCCAUCAAGUCAUAUUUCGACGCCAACGAUGCCUCUUACCAUUGCCAGCAGGCAUUAGAAUCAAAAGCAACAGCCGAAACGGAGGUAGAGGCUAAGCAAGGAGUGGCCGAGAAGGCUGAGGAAACCGAACAGGUUGCCGGCGCCAUGGUGGUCAAAGCCAGAGUUCACAAGGAGAUGUGGGGAGGGGUGGCCCAAUCUGCGGAGAAAGCUGCUACCACAUUCUCCACUCUGAAGAGGAUUGACCCUACAGGGGCUCGCCGCAAGCGGUUUGAGGACAAGAUGAAGGCAUAUGCUGAAGACCUGCUGUACUUCGUUCAGGCCAUCGAUCAGUACCUCUUCUUCCUCUACAAGCAGGGCUUCUUCCCUCCGACCUUCCGCAUUGAAAAUGCCAUGGGAAAGGAUAGGUUUCUGAAGGUGCAGAAGGAGUUCGAAGCCACCUAUGCGACGCCAGCGGCUCCCGGCCUCAAACAUGAGGCGACGGAGGCAAUGGAGCCAAUGGAUGGCUAGGAUUGGGGUCGAUUUCGCCGCCUGCUGCCAUGCUUGCAGACAAGUGGGCAGUAGGAGGGCUCUUGAAAUUUUGACCUUGGCACAUCCGACACAGGGAAGAUGCCAACGUAUUGAGCCGAGCUCGAACAUGGACAGCUUGAGGCUACUAAGAGUCUGGUAUGAGCCUUGAGGACCUUUUCGAGUUGACAGGCAUGGAGAGAAAAA